Molecule: messenger RNA, 1335 nt
Organism: Peromyscus californicus insignis
Lineage: Eukaryota; Metazoa; Chordata; Mammalia; Rodentia; Cricetidae
Gene: Sfta2
Product: surfactant associated 2
Exons: 3
Coding region: 1044-1280 (78 amino acids)
Source: RefSeq, a predicted model, not a curated record
UCCAGCUACCCAGCUCUUGGCUCAUGCCUCCUGUGACAGUCCAGGUCCUCAGUGUUCUUUGCUGAGCAGGAGCAGCAGUGAUUAGCAGGAGAGCUGUUUGCUCAGCACUGUUAGUGCUUCACAUGUAUGACUCAUGUGAUACCCCAGUACCUCCUUGAGGUAGAGGUUAUCACUCCCAUUUCACCCACGGCUCAGCUACCUCUGUGAAGUGUGUGCCCACAUCACCAGGUUGCGGUGGUGGUCAGCGCCUACCGCACAUCGGUACCAUUUGAGAAUUACAAUUCAGCUCAUUGGUAAAGUGUUUGCCAUGCAAGCAUGGGGUCUUACGUCCUAUCUCCAACAUCCACAUAGAAAGUCCGGCAGAGGGACUGGAGCGAUGGCUCGGGGGUCAAGAGCUCUUGUUGCUCUUCCAAAGGACCUGGGUUCAAUUCCCAGCACCCAUAUGGUAGCUCUGAGCCGUCUGUAGCUCUGGUUCCAGGAGAUCUGAUACCUUCUUCUGGCCUCUGUGAGCACUGCACACAUGUGGUGCUCAUGCAUACAUGCAGGCAAAACACUCACAUAAAAUAAAAAGAAAAUCUCAAAGCUGGAAGCUCCCCUCUGUCCAGAUUUCCCACCUGGAAAUCCACUGAGGCUGGGAUGUUAAGACGCCUCUUGGCCAUGACGAAGUGAGGCCUCACCCACCCCUCCUUUCACAUUCCAGAGCCCUUCUCUGGCAGGAAUGACAGCUAAGAGCAGUUAAUCAUUAAUUCUUCACGAACCACUGAAGGACCCAGGCUUAGGUGGGGCCCGACACCUGCAGGAGGGCCCCCCCUUUGUCCCCACCUCUCUCUCCUCGGAGGUCUGAAGCAAAUAAUGGGGGGGGUACCCUCCACAUUACCCAGGAGCCAGUGAGUGGCCCUCUCCAGGGUCAUGGGAACCACUCUGAGAGAACUGGAAAAUCCAGUUGCCAUGUCUUGGUGCCCCCAACACCAGUGCUGAGGGCCCAGGGUCAAGAGAAGCCGCUUCCACAUCUCUCCUGCCAUCAGAGAAGUGAGGGAGCCACAAUGGGGUCUUCGAGGCCCCUCUUCCUCCUUCUGACCCUCCUCAGCAGCACAUGUGCAACAGGGCCAAAGGUGACUUUGAAAGUAAAGCUGACGGAGGCUUUCCAGGCCAAGGCCUCCCAGGACUCCAGCUUUCUGGACAUGCUCCAAAAGAUCUGCCUCCUCCUCCACCUCCCAUCAGGGACCAACAUGACCCUCCAUCACAAAGGGCCACCGCACCAUCUAGCCUGCAGAACCUGAGGCAGCGAAGCCUGUGUGGGCCUCCAGCAUUCAGCUUUGGGGGGUGGGCAUUGGG